Molecule: messenger RNA, 471 nt
Organism: Trichomycterus rosablanca
Lineage: Eukaryota; Metazoa; Chordata; Actinopteri; Siluriformes; Trichomycteridae
Product: transmembrane protein 238-like
Exons: 1
Coding region: 1-471 (156 amino acids)
Source: RefSeq, a predicted model, not a curated record
AUGGCGCCCAGGUGCAUCGGGGGCUGUGUGCAGUUAUUCGUCCUCGGUGUGGUUUUUGACGUGAUCGGAUUAACCGUGCUGCUGGUCGGCGCUUUAGCCAACCUGCGCCUGGACGGACGGUUUUUCGGAGACUUUUUGAUCUACACGGGCUCCGUCGUGGUGUUUCUCAGCUUGUUCUGGUGGGUACUGUGGUACAUGGGUAAUGUGAGGCUCGUCAGCGAUGAACUGGAGAAGAACAAGGUGAAUAACUUGGCUAAGUGGGCCCGCAAAAUCUCAACCGUUGCCAAUCCCUUGAAGGAGGAGAGAUGGAUGGAGUCGGUUCGCGUUCUCACGCACACCCAGAGAUCGUGGGCGAACCCGGGCGUGCAUGGCUACGAUAACGCGGCUUUCGAAGGAAGUCCUGAUUUGUCAGCAGUGGGUAAGAAAUCGGUGGAAAUUGAUCUUCUGAAGAACUCAGUAAAACCGGUCUGA